Messenger RNA from Mucor mucedo, 865 nucleotides. Its product is annotated as uracil phosphoribosyltransferase-domain-containing protein. Lineage: Eukaryota; Fungi; Mucoromycota; Mucoromycetes; Mucorales; Mucoraceae. The annotation marks the transcript as partial. The record is from RefSeq and is a predicted model, not a curated record. The transcript is spliced from 5 exons.
GAAUUAGCGGAUCGCUUAGUUUGAGUGUAUAAAGUUUUUUUCUUUUUUCUUAUAUCGUUUCCUCUUCUUUUUUCUUUUUCUUUGUUUAUACACACCCUUUAUAUUUUUAACAAGGAAAAAUGUCUGGAACUGAGAACUACCAAUUACCUAAGCAAGUUCAACUUUUGCCUCAAACUACCCAAUUAAAGGGUUUGAUGACUAUCAUUCGUUCCAAGGAAACACCCCGUUCCGAUUUCAUUUUCUAUGCUGAUCGUAUCAUCCGUCUCUUGGUCGAAGAAGGUUUGAACCACUUGCCCGUUGUCGAGAAGAACGUCUUGACUCCCACUCUUGCUGAAUACAACGGUAUUGCCUUCGAAGGUCGUAUCUGUGGUGUUUCCAUCAUGCGUGCUGGUGAGGCUAUGGAACAAGGUUUGCGUGAGUGCUGCAGAAGCGUGAGAAUCGGUAAGAUUUUGAUUCAACGUGAUGAAGAAACCCAUCAACCCAAGCUCUACUACUCCAAGCUUCCCAAGGAUAUUGCUUCUCGUUAUGUCUUUUUGUUAGAUCCCAUGCUUGCUACUGGUGGAUCUGCCAUGCAAGCUACUCAAGUUUUGCUCGAUAACAAUGUUAAGGAAGACCACAUCAUUUUCUUAAACUUGAUUGGUUCCCCCGAAGGUAUUGACGCUUUCGUUCAACGUUUCCCCAAGGUUAAGAUCGUCAUUGGUGAGCUCGAUGCCUGUCUUAACGAAGAGAAGUAUAUCAUUCCCGGUUGUGGUGAUUUCGGUUGCAGAUACUUCGGUACUGAUUAAAUUAUAUAUAAAAAAAAAAUUAUAUGGGUGUAUAUAAAUAAAUAAAAAAAUUAAAAAUUAGAAAGAUUUUUUUUUUCUUA